Molecule: messenger RNA, 1558 nt
Organism: Polychytrium aggregatum
Lineage: Eukaryota; Fungi; Chytridiomycota; Chytridiomycetes; Polychytriales
Product: aldo/keto reductase
Exons: 6
Coding region: 267-1295 (342 amino acids)
Cellular component (GO): cytoplasm
Source: RefSeq, a predicted model, not a curated record
AGGCGAAGUACUUGAUGUUCCUCCUGCCCUGCCAGGAUAAUCGGUUGCGUUGACAGCGGACGUUGUGAUUAGAAUCUGCGCGCCGUGAAGGCGACUGGGCCACCCCAGACCGGAUAUAAAAGUCGGUCAUCGCCUGCACCUUCCCUCCACACCAUCCUCGAUCUCACCGGUCACUUCUCUGAUAAUAUCUCUGAUCAUCUCCCUGAUCGCAACUUUGGCUAUCUGCUCUACUACCUUGAGUUCCACCCGUCGCUUAAUCAAUUGCCAUGUCGCCCGUCUCUAAGAUCCCUACUCGUGCCCUCGGUCGUAACGGCCCCCAGGUUUCCAGCAUCGGCCUCGGCUGCAUGGGAAUGAGCGAGUUUUAUGGUGCUUCUUCGGAAGAGGACGCCAUCAAAGUCCUGAACCGUGCACUCGACCUGGGCUGCACUUUCUGGGAUACAGCCGAUAUUUACGGCCAAGGCGAAAACGAGAAGCUCUUGGCAAAGGUCCUUGCCACCCGCCGAAGCGAGGUCUUCCUCUGCACCAAGUUUGGCAUCAUCCGCGAUCCAGCUUCGGGUGCCAUCGUUGGAUCGUCGGGUGCCCCGGCCUAUGUCCGCCAGUCGUGCGAGGACUCGCUCAAGCGACUCGGCAUCCAAACCAUCGACCUCUACUACCAGCAUCGCCCCGACCCCACUGUCCCCAUCGAAGACACUGUCCGGGCCAUGGCCGAGCUGGUGGCCGAAGGCAAGGUUCGCUAUCUCGGUAUGAGCGAAUGCGACGCCGAAACCCUGCGCCGUGCCUGCAAGGUCCACCACAUUGCUGCUAUCCAGAUGGAGUACAGCCCCUGGGUCCUGGACAUUGAGCAGAACGAAGUGCUCAAGACCGCCCGCGAGCUGGGUGUCGCCAUUGUUCCGUACAGUCCCCUCGGCACCGGCUUCCUCACCGGCCAGAUCAAGAAGCUCGAGGAUCUUGCUGAAGACGAUGUCCGUCGUCUCAACCCGCGCUUUAUGGGCGACAACUUUGCCAAGAACCUCGACCUGGCUACGAAAUUCGAGGAGCUGGCCAAAGCGAAGGGUGUCAGUCCGAGCCAGUUUGUGCUUGCCUGGGUCUUGUCGCAAGGCGACGACUUCAUCCCCAUUCCCGGCACCAAGCGCAUCAAGUACCUGGAGGAGAACGUCGGCGCAACUGCCGUCGCCAUUACUUCCGAGGAGGACAAGGCGGCCAGAGACAUUCUCGCAUCUCUCCCUGUCAGCGGCUCGCGCUUCUAUCCCAUGACCUCCGCCGUCAACUUCAACGACACCAACAACCAGAAGUGAGCGGAUACCGCAGAUCCCAGUGUGGCAGAAUCGGGGCUAACUAUGCGCCGAUCUGUUUGUGAACCUGACCAGCGUGUCUGCGAUGGAAUACAGCCCGUUCAGAAACAAGAUAUCAUGUUGUGGAGGACAUUGGCGUCGCGAUGCGUGAGUGUGGUGCAUGUAUUUGACCACAUGUGUAGCCUGAUGUAGAGUGCCGUCUCUCGAGAUCGAGAUGCCGAGCCGAGCCAGUCGCUUGGUUCAAUACACUCUGCCUAGUUCCUGCA